Messenger RNA from Chrysochloris asiatica (Cape golden mole), 1473 nucleotides. RefSeq names its product fibrinogen beta chain (gene FGB). NCBI's taxonomy places the organism in Eukaryota, Metazoa, Chordata, Mammalia, Afrosoricida, Chrysochloridae. Gene Ontology annotation, cellular component: fibrinogen complex. Gene Ontology annotation, molecular function: signaling receptor binding. The record is from RefSeq and is a predicted model, not a curated record. The transcript has 8 exons. Gene Ontology annotation, biological process: protein polymerization; blood coagulation; platelet activation. The coding region runs from base 1 to 1473 and encodes 490 amino acids.
AUGGCGUCUUGGAACUUCCAAAAAUUUAAAACCAUGAAAUAUCUAUUAUUGCUACUAUUAUGUGUUUCUAUAGUUAAUUCCCAAGGCUCUGAUGAUUACGAUGGAGAUGAGCCCGGUUUGGAUGCCCGUGGUCAUCGACCCCUUGACAAGAAGCGGGAAGAAGCUCACAAACUGAGGCCUGUCCCACCUCCCAUUAGUGGAGGUGGCUAUCGUCCUCGUCCAGUCAAAGCAGUUGCCGGCCAAAAGAAAGUGGAAAGGAAAGCCCCUGAUGCUGGAGGCUGCCUUCACGCUGAUCCAGAUCUGGGAGUGCUGUGUCCUACGGGAUGUCAGUUACAAGAUACUUUGCUAAGUCAGGAAAGACCAACUAAAAACAGUGUUAGUGAAUUAAAUAACAAUGUGGAGUCCAUCUCCCAGACCUCUUUGAGCACCUUUCAGUACAUGACUGUGCUGAAAGAUAUGUGGAAUAAGAAACAGAAGCAAGUGAAAGAUAAUGAAAAUAUAAUAAAUGAAUACUCCUCAGAGAUGGAAAAGCAGCAAUUGUAUAUAGAUGAGACUGUAAAUGAUAAUAUCCCAACUAACCUCCGUGUUCUCCGUUCAAUACUGGAAAACCUGAGAAACAAAAUACAAAAAUUAGAAUCUGAUGUGUCCGCUCAGAUGGAAUAUUGUCGAACACCAUGCACUGUUAGCUGCAAUGUUCCUGUGGUGUCUGGCAAAGAAUGUGAGGAAAUUAUCAGGAAAGGAGGUGAAACAUCAGAAAUGUAUCUCAUUCAGCCUGAGAGUUCUGUCAAACCAUAUAGAGUGUAUUGUGAUAUGAACACAGAAAAUGGAGGAUGGACAGUAAUUCAGAACCGCCAAGAUGGCAGUGUUGACUUUGGCAGGAAGUGGGAUCCAUAUAAACAAGGAUUUGGAAACAUUGCAACCAAUGAAGAUGGCAAAAAGUUCUGUGGCCUACCAGGUGAGUAUUGGCUUGGCAAUGAUAAAAUCAGCCAUCUUACCAAAAUGGGACCCACAGAACUUUUGAUUGAGAUGGAAGAUUGGAAAGGAGGUAAAGUGAAGGCCCUCUAUGGAGGAUUCACUGUACAGAAUGAGGCCAACAAAUACCAAAUUUCAGUGGACAAGUAUAAAGGCACAGCUGGUAACGCCCUCAUAGAUGGAGCUUCCCAACUGGUGGGAGAAAACAGAACCAUGACCAUUCACAACGGCAUGUACUUCAGCACUUAUGACAGAGACAACGAUGGCUGGGUAACUGCAGAUCCAAGUAAACAGUGCUCUAAAGAGGACGGUGGUGGAUGGUGGUAUAAUAGAUGCCAUGCAGCCAAUCCAAAUGGCAGAUACUACUGGGGAGGACGUUACAGCUGGGAUAUGGCAAAACAUGGCACAGAUGAUGGAGUAGUCUGGAUGAAUUGGAAGGGGUCAUGGUAUUCAAUGAAGAAGAUAUCUAUGAAGAUCAGACCCUUCUUUCCCCAGCAAUAG